UGUAACUGUUCGGCUAGUAUGCAUUAGUGUGUUGAUAACUCGAUAGGUGAUGAAAACAGUGUACAUACAAUUAACUGACAGUACGGAAUUAACACACACAUCAAUAUGGAGAGUUUUAAUACGACAACUCUUCUGCUAAUGGGAAUUAUACUUCCCCUGGUUACUGGAUUGAGUUGUUCAUCAGACGAGUUUGAAUCAAAUUCGACAGAUCUAUGUUGCAGUAAAUGUGAUCCAGGAUUUGGAUUGGUUAAUCAGUGUACACGUGAUAAUGCAACUGAAUGUCUAUCUUGUGUUCUGGGGGAAACGUAUUCGUCACCAAAUGCGCACGCGCAGAUAUGUGUUCCCUGUACUUCCUGUCAGAUGAACGAACACAUUGUGACGGAAUGUAAUAGAACCCACGACACAGUUUGUGUGUGUAAUAUAGACUUCUAUUACGACGAGAGUAAGAAAGGAUGUGAAAUAUGUGAUUCGUGUAAAAAAGGAUUCGGGGCUUUACGACCUUGUACAGGUACCCAUAAUUCCGUGUGUAUGGGAUGCGGUAAUAGAACGUUCUCGGAUAAAACUAGUGCAAUAUCUAUAUGUAAGCCGUGCUCUAAGUGUGUUGGAAAUCAGGUGGAGACAGAAGCUUGUACACCGGAACAGGACACAGAAUGUACAGACGUGAUAUUUGGUCUGUAUACAACGAAGCCUCAGUCAAACCGACGAGGGAAUGAAUAUCCGACCAAAACGGAAGAAAAAUCCUUUGACAUCAUUCCAGUUUACUGCUCAAUCCUGGGCUCGGUGAUUGUGGGAUUACUAGCGUACGUAAUGUACAAACAUUACUCGCGAAUUCGGGACAAGAAGCGACACAAAGGCCACGACUUUCACGAUGACGUAGAAUAUUCCAAAACCUCUGGUGCAGACAGUGGAGUUUUCGAGGACACAGAUCAUCACGGGUAUAGACCAUGCAAGGAAAUAGGUCAUCACUGCAAAUACAAUCAGCUCACAAGAAUACGGGACUUACCACAGACAAAGAAAAAAGAAAUAGAAAAACACUUGGCCGUCAAAAGGGCUGGAGCCGAGCGAUUGGUCGAGGACUGGAAAAUUUUAGCGCGAGAAUUAGGUUAUACCAGUAAGAAGAUGGACAAAAUAGCCAAUAAAAAUAAAGACACUCUGUCAAUUGUGCAGUAUCUACUAUCUGAUUGGUCCAAGAGCCGAACAGCAACCGUGGGCGUGUUUAUAAAAGCCCUGAUUGACAUUGGCAGACCGGAUGUUGUAAAACUUUUACAAAAUGACGGGAAAACUGAAACGCUCGUUCAUAUGGUGUGACACAUGGCAUUCGUGACGUUGUGUUAUUAAUUUAAGAUAGCUCGUGACAUUCUAUUGAAAUCAUGUACUUUGUAUUUGAAUGAUUAACGUCAAAACGUAAUCAAAAUGUAUGUACAGAGGGGUCUUUUGUUGGAAACAUGAACAUCUGAAUGCCCAUCUUCUUUAUAUUUAUAGAAAAAAAACGUGUUGUUUGUUGCAAACAAACGAUAAUAUAUUAUGUAACCUACCGCAACCAGCCGUUUAACAUAUUAACGCCUGGUUUGAUAUUCUUACCCAUUGAAGACAAUAUAAGGACGGAACGUAAACGAAAUUCAUAAACAGAAGGGUCUAUAUUUAAUCAUGUGGCCAGCAAGAUCAAGUCAACUGUCACUGCUACAGAUAUAUUUAUUUCUUAAUUGUAUGGAGGAUUAUAUAUUAAAUACAACCAACAGACAUUUAACAGACACCGGAUUUGAAGUUCUCAUUCAAUUUGUACAUCAAAAUCAAAACAAUAUCUAACUUUAAACCCACGAAGUAGACAGAAAAAGACUGACAAAAUCAAGUCUGAAAUUUAAUCAUUAUUACAAGAUAAGCUGGCCUUUCAUUUGUUGUAAGUUAUACCUCUGUGUAGGUAUCGUCCACUGAAGCCCAAUCAAGUUUUAUCAAGCCAUGAUUAUUAAAUAAUAAGAAAUCCUGUUAUAUGCAUUGAAUACCCUUGAGCUUAUACCUAUACAAGUUUCUUAUUUUCUGCAACACAUGAAUGCUGACAGUUUCAAGUUCGCUAGUCGUUAAAAUGAUGCAUACUACAUAUAUGUAUUGGAGUAGUUCUUAAAGAGCAAUGUGUUAAACUAUCGCCAUUUUCGCCCCCUAUAAUGAAGUAGAAUUUACAGCGAAUAUUGAUAAGAUGGACGUAACUUACUCAUAUAUAUGAUUGCACCUUUAAAAUUUGGUAAUAUUUAUCGUAUGCCAGGAAGUUAUUAGAUAUUUGUGUAUAAAUAAGAUAUAAGGGCAAAAUUAACGCUUUGUGACUACGGAUUUUAACGGCAAAUAGCGAACAUUUAACUGGGCGAAAGUUUCCCGAUAUACGUUGGUUGUUAAAUGUCCAAAUACGUUUUGGCUAUUUUAAGGCGUUUAUACUAACCAGGUAUUCUAUUAUGGUAUUCAGCUUAAUCUAUAAUUGGUUAAUGCACCCGCAUUACCAGGUCAGGGUAUGUAUAAAUUCUAUGGUCUAUAUUGUUGAUAGUCCUGCGUUUAUUUGUCAGUAUUCAUGGUAUAUUUUUUAUAAGAUGGAAAAUCGCAAUUACAGUUAGAGGUGAUCGUAGUAAAUCCCCAAUGUUGUGGAAUUAUGUGGCGUCGUGUGUAUAGUCCCAAUGACAUCUGCUUCAAUGUCAGUAAAGUUACCACGAUACUUGGUCGUGAUUUAGUGUUUAUAGUCCCAAAUAACAGCUCUAAUUAGGUAAAAGUCCCACUAUGUUUGGUCAGAAGAUUUCAUCCAUUGUCCCUAUUACAGCUCUAAGUUUGUUAAAAUCCCCAAAACGUUAGUCAUGAUAUGGUGUUUAUAGUCAAAUAACAGCUUUAAGCUGGUAAAAGUCCGACAAUCUUUCGUCAGAAUAUUGCAUCUAAAAUCGCAAUUACAAAACUCCCCAAAAGUUGGUUGUGAUUUAGUGUUUUAUAGUCCCAAUAACAGCUCUAAGUUAGUCAAAGUCCCAAAAUGUUUGGUUAUAUUAUACAUGCACUUGUAGCGAUUAUCGUGCGCACGACAACUGUCUAAGUCCCAUAAUAGUUUAUCAUAAAAUGAUAUAUGGUGUGUGUGUGUGUUUGUGUUUGUAUGUGUAUGUGUGCAACAAAGGUAUUCUAAUUGGACAAUAUAAAUGCCUUGUGACUUUGAUAUAGUCACAUUCUCCAGUAUAUAUAACGUUAACAGUUUAUUCCUUUGUUAAAUUGGUUAAAGAUAUAUGUCACACAAUCAAUAUAUGAUUUGUGAUUAGGUUAUCUCCUUUAAACAAUUAAUUACAAUUCUUAAUCAUCAAAAUACUACCGGCUCGUUUGUAUUAUUACCGUCCGUCUUUGUUCUUCUAUUCUGGUGUUGACUUUUCUUCAAUAUGUACUCGUCAUUUUUAUAUUUGUUGAUAACAAAAGGUAAAACAUUGGAAACAGUAGCACAUACUCAUCUUCAAAAGACUUAAAGUGUUUGAAGUAAGCACGGACUAAGUAAUACCUAUAGUAUUUCAGUCAGUCCCGUGUUUGGUUAGUUCUUCAUAUUUGAAAUUGUAUAAGGUCAUACUAACCAUAACUGUGUGACCGGUAUAGGAGCAAUAUAUGUGUACGCACACGUUCACAAGAUAGAAAUGAUGAACUGUGUGAAUUCACAGUUGGUGCUUUAAAAAACGGGCACACAAUGUAUUUGUUAAAUUUCAUUUAUUUCCGAAAAUGUAAUAUACAAUUGUGUGAAAGAGUAGUCUGCCUUAUCAUGAUUUGAAAAACUAGACCUUAAAUCCAAAUUUGAUGAACUUAUCUGUUUCAAGAUUCAAGAGUAUAGCGUUUAGCAUUGUCUCGAUGAAAUGUUCUGAUGAGUUUUCGAUAUAAAUCAAAUCUACACCGAUGAAAAUGUUUGUUUGAUAUUGUCGUAAAUUAUUUCAUGCAUUAUGUUGAUUUCAUUGACUUGAUAUUGUGCGGCUGAACGUGUGUUAAUGUUUGCAUGUUAUUUUCACUUUGUUACCCGUCUUUAAUUUUUUGGGUCAUUCCGUUAAUUUUUCAGACUUUCAAAUUAUUUGCACUGCAGAAAAUAAAGGCUCAUUUCUAAUAUAACUGCCAUCAAAAUAAACAUAUUCAAAAUUUAAAAAUGAUUACUGAAACGCGUCUAAUAAACUAAGGUAAAUAGACAAAAGUCAAUACAAGCGUAGAUAUCUGUUUUGUUGGAUAAGCUUCAUCCCCGAUACUCCAGGAGCUACGCUCUCUGCAACCCUGGGAUAUGUCAUACAUGUAGCAAAACUAAAGGCGCCACUUUGUUGAUGAGACGAGAAGACUAGUUUGAUACUUUGAUGUACAUCAAAAGAAUCCCUCGGUCGCGUAACGGUAAAAUUGAGUGGUUUUGAAGUCGGUUGUCGCUUUUCUGUAAUUUUAAAGGCCAAGGUACCAGCCUAGCGAUUGGUCAAGGUUUUUUUCUUCAAAUGAGACCAAUAAAAUUGCUAGCUGCGUGUCAUCAAAUUUGCUAUGACAUUGUUCAGGGGUGCAGAGAGCGAAAGAAAAUAUUAUACCUGGAUUAUUUCAUUUUACAUUUAUUAAUAGUGAAAUUACACACGACUGUUCUGGUUCAUUGCUUACCUCAAAUCCAGUAACGUAAAAACGCGUCACAUUUCUUUAUGAUUAAAUUAGGUUAUUGAACAUCAAUUUGGACCGAUGGUGUCAUUAAAAGUGAUUGAUUAGAGUACAAGGAUAUCUCAUUCACUUAAAAUAUGUGAAGUGGGGUUUCCUUUUACUGUCAUCAUAUAUUGCAAUUAUUUUUGUUUUCCAAUGUUUCACGUAAAUUUUCAAAACAAAUUCUUUAGAAAAAGGGCAAGUAAAACCAAGGUGAUAACGAUAGAUGAGUUGGAAAUAAAACGAGGGCGUUAUAACGAGGGACAUUAUACAUAUAACGAGGUUUUACUGAGUAAAUUAUGAUUACAUAUACGAAAAUAUAAUAAACUUACCACAGACUUCAUACAACCAUCUCAGUUUCAUGUAUGUCAGUUUCCAUUUAUAUUUUGAAAUCGAUAUUAACCGCUUUAGUAGUAAAUUUAUGAAAAUUUUCAAAACCCGUUUUUGUGUAAUUUCAAAAAUAUAUUUCACACACAAGUUAGUUUGUUUUAUUCAUUUUUUCAACAUGACCUGUUUCCCCCUAUAUUUCUUUACAGUAUUUACCCAUUCUCCCUCUUUUUCUUUUCUUUUCCCCUACUCUUAACAAAAAUAGUAAAUUUUACGAAUUAUUGUUUUGUGUAUGUUGUAUUAGGACAGAACUUUUGUAAACAAUUUGUUUGUUUGAAUUAUGGGUCUUUUAAGACAAUCCAUCAUAAAUGUUUCAUAUAGAUCACAAAAUUAUAUGAAAAACUGAAGCUGCAGAUUUGCCUCGUUUUCUAAAGAUGAAGUGAGGCAGAUGUUGGAACUGGUAGCGGUAACCAUAAAAAACGAUUGUAUUUUUUUCUGUGAAAAGUCAUAUUUUUUUCCUGAUAAGUUUACGUUAUUUUACGUUACAUUCUGUUUCUGAACUGCUUUGACGAGAAUUCGUUUUCGAAACUACUACCUUGUUACUAUGGUAACAAAUUUGUUUGAACGUUUGAUGUCAACAGAAGCACUGUAAACGUACACAUUUUAGCGAGCUCAAAUUUUAGCGCUCUACCGAAUUAUCCAGCUUAUAGCUUGAUGAAUUGUUGCGCCCACAACAUCUGCAAUAGAAAAACAACAUACAGGACCCCUUCUUGGCGCAGUCAUUAUUUAGCGUAAAAUAAAACGCGAAAAUCGCUAAAAUAAGACUACUGCUAAAAUAUGUACGCCUACAGUAUAAUAAGAGCAUGAGUAGAGUAUAUUGGCGUAAGUUAUACUAGAGUACUUGUUUGAGUAUAAAUGUUGUACUAUUGUGAAAGUGCCUGAAAGUUCUGUAUAAAAUUGUAUGUUUGGCACCUGUUUAAAACGGUUGCUUUUAGUGUGAUAGCAGUAUGUUUGGAACUCUUACAAGUAUGAUAACAAAAUGUAUGAAUCUUUGUCUGAUUAAUCUGUUCGUAUGAUUAAAGUGUGUUAGUGUAAAUGAUUAUUCAUUUAUUAUACACAAUAACGGUAUGCUAGUUGUAUUGGUUUGGUUACGACUUUGUGAGUAUGUUUGUUAACUUAAAUGACUUAAGUACAUAUGUGACGCGCGAUAUUGUUAUGUAUGGUAACAGUAAAUAUGACGUCAGUGUAUCUAAACACGUGAUAUUUGUAUGCAUAGUAACAGUUUAUAUGACGUCAGUAUAUAUUUGAACAGUUGAUAUAUGCAGGGUAACAGUAUAUAUAAGACCACACUCAUUUUCCUACAUCUUCACUAGUUAGAUCAUAAUCACGUGGAUGUCUAUGCUUUGUGCUAUUGACUCGGUCUUACUAUUUUUAGAAACAUCGGGUUAAUAUUCAUUUUAUGACGUCGUUUCAAUUGUGACGUCACAAUGCUUUAUGCCAAAUGCAAAACUUUCUUCCAUACAAUUUUUAUACGUUCCGUCUCUUUCAAUGAUGAAAACAUUAUUAAGCAUCUAAGAUAACGAUUACAGACUUUUAUUUCGAUGAAUAUGUGGUUUUAUGGACCUUGGAAAAAUAUACUAACCUCGUCUCCAUCUCGGUCAAUAUCACUUUCCGCAAUUGAUAAAUAUGAAUUUGAGUUCCUUUUUCAUAACAUCACCUUUUUUACUCAAUAUCUUUAUAUGAACAAGAAAUAAACCUAAAAUAAUUAUUGUGCCGAAGAGCUGGAAUAUAGAAUUUUAUUACAAAAUCUGACCUUAACGAGUUUUUUCAGAAUACAUAUGAGAAGCAAACGUUAUAUUGUUGCUUACAUAAUUAUUUUUAAAUUCGAUAUUCUUUAAGUAACCUUUACAUUUGCUUUUUUAUUCAAACAUGUAUUUGUAAAUGUUACGUUUUUAUCGUUAGGAUGACAUUUUGAAACGUAUUCGUAAUAAUGAAUGAGCUUAAAUAUAAAUAUGAAACUUUCAGAAAAAAAAGAUAUAACAAUGAAUUUUGAAAACAAUUGUCCUUUUUCAGUAAGAAUGCCUGUAUGUGAUUGUAAGCUUGACAACAGUAAGUAAGAGACGUAUGGAUGAAUUGUUCUAAAAUGGCGUACACGAGGUGCACACUGUUGACAUGUGGUAAACAACAUUUUUGUCUGCGAUACUCUCAAUCGUCUUUGAAGUCUUACCUUUGUUUCUUUCCAUGUUUCACUUUCUUGUUUUAAUAAAAAGAUACUGAUUGUUAUCUUUUGUUG
This is a messenger RNA of Mizuhopecten yessoensis (Yesso scallop), 7264 nucleotides long. Its product is annotated as tumor necrosis factor receptor superfamily member 16-like. Gene Ontology annotation, cellular component: cell surface; plasma membrane. The transcript has 5 exons. Bases 106 to 1308 code for a protein of 400 amino acids. Gene Ontology annotation, molecular function: coreceptor activity; nerve growth factor binding; death receptor activity. Gene Ontology annotation, biological process: Rho protein signal transduction. Lineage: Eukaryota; Metazoa; Mollusca; Bivalvia; Pectinida; Pectinidae. The record is from RefSeq and is a predicted model, not a curated record.